UAAGCCACGCCUACGUAGUAAGUGUGAAGAAGGCGAUGAGUUCCCAGGUUCUCAGCGUAAGCGACGAGGCGGGAGAGGAGGGAAAAGGAGGAGGAAAGGAUGCGAAAAAGACACAAGAAAACGAGGAGGUGCGGGAAUACACGGAGAACGGCGUGAUUGCGGCAGAAGAAGACGGGAGGGGGAGAGAGCGAAAGCGAGUUGGACGGCGAAGAAGAGCUUUUGUACGACACAUCCAGCCACGAGCAGCUAGAGAGUAGCUCCGGGAGUGGAGGUAGCGAGAUUCCGUGGGAAGAAAGAUACAGGUAUGUCAGAGAACAGUUGGAGCAGGUAAAAGCAGAGAGAGAUGUCUUGAAGCAGCAACUAUCUUCUAAUCCUAAUGCUCAAAAGGAGCAGCCCUAUCAAGUCAUUGCCAAGAAGCUGGAGGCCAAGUGUUUCAGCCAGCAGGAGCAGUUGGACUCUCUCCAGGAACAACUGGAGACAGAGACAGAACAGGCAGAGGCAAAGAGGGCAGGGCUGGAGAAAGAACUGGCUCUUAGAGUCGAUCAGGUGACCACGAUGUAUGAGAAUGUCCAGAGAGAGAAAGACUCACUGGUGGGGAAGGUGGCGUCAGUCGAGGCGGAGGCAAAGUCGCUCAGGGAGGAGCUAGCCUCCAGUCAGGAGUCCUGUGGUGCAGCAGUGAAAGAGAGCGAGAGGCUGCAAUCAGUGGUAAAGAAACAGAAGACUGAGCUGGCAAAACUGCAAGCUACCUCACAACAACAGGAGUCUAAACUGGGUGAGCAGAGCAAGGAGGUGGCCAGACUGAAAGAAGAGGUGUCCUCUGUCAAUAUGAAAGUCCGCUGGGGACAGAACAAGCUCAAGGCUGAGACCGAUGCUCACAAGGAAACAAAGGUGCAGUUGACCGCUACUACCAAGAGGUUGAACCAGGCACGGGAGGAAGGAGAACAGAUUCGGUCGGAUCUCAAGACCAUGAUUACUCAGUACCAGGAGAGUGAGGAGAUGAGGUCCAACUCUCUGGACGUGAAGCUGAGGGAGACAGAGAAGGAGCUGAAGGCCCACGAACAGGAGAUUGCCGACCAGCAGGAGCUCCACACACUCACUGUUAAAGAACUUGAGCUUGCCAAGGCCGCACACAGCAUCGCAGUCACCGAAUGUCAGCAACUCAAGACCAAGAUGUCAGAACAGAGUGUUCAUCUGGCAGAAGUCCGGAGCGAGCUUGACGAACUGAGGUCAGAGGUCAAAGUUUUAAAAGAAGCAAAGAGUAAACUGACCUCUGAACUCUCCAACCUGCAGCAGAUCAAUCAAUCCAUGGAAGGGGAGAAGCAGAAGUUGUCGACACUGAAAGAGACGUACACCCAGCUGCAGCGGUCCUACCAGCACCUGGAAAAGGACCUUGCCCGGAGGAAGGACAGGGAGGAGGAGCUACUCUCACUCACUGAGAAACUCUCCUCGGCCAAUGCCCAGCUCCAGGCAGCCCGACCUCUUGGGAGACAAAGGUGA
Geodia barretti is the source of this 1497-nucleotide messenger RNA. The record is from the annotation of a GenBank genome assembly. NCBI's taxonomy places the organism in Eukaryota, Metazoa, Porifera, Demospongiae, Tetractinellida, Geodiidae.